This is a messenger RNA of Strongylus vulgaris, 546 nucleotides long. The record is from the annotation of a GenBank genome assembly. Lineage: Eukaryota; Metazoa; Nematoda; Chromadorea; Rhabditida; Strongylidae.
CAGAAUCGAAUGCGGUCUGAAGGGGAAACGACGGGAACAUCUACGCGUGCAUACGAACCCUACAAUAUGAAUACGCCGCCAACCGACCAGCCAUCGCGUGUUUUUAACCCCUACACUGGGUUUAGCUCAUCCUCAACAUCGGCCAAAUGUGCAUCGGGAACAACUUCGCCAGCUCGUGAGCGCAGCAGAUCGCCAGGAACUCGUGUUCGCUUCGCGGAUACUGUAGAACCAGCGUACGGCAGCGUUCAAAGACGCCCGUUAACACAUCCUGUAAAGCUCAAUGUUAAUCAAAAGGUGCCCGGAUCCGACGUAGCAGGAUUUUCAAAGAUUGCCUUAGGAAGGAGACUUCGUAAUUUGUUCAAUCUCCACGAGGGUAUUCUUUUAAUGAUGAUGACAUCCAGAGUCACCCCCUGUGAUAGUUUAUCCCCUCUUCGUGCGCAGGCGGUGACUCUAAGUGCUGCAAUUACAGUGGAGGUCUAUCAUAAAGCAGAGUCUCCCAAACUGAGAAGGAGUUCGACGCCUUCGGUCCUCCGCAUGCCCAGCUAA